This is a messenger RNA of Mirounga angustirostris (Northern elephant seal), 10942 nucleotides long. It is a transcript of the gene TLR6, whose product is annotated as toll like receptor 6. The transcript has 3 exons. The coding region runs from base 207 to 2591 and encodes 794 amino acids. The record is from RefSeq and is a predicted model, not a curated record. NCBI's taxonomy places the organism in Eukaryota, Metazoa, Chordata, Mammalia, Carnivora, Phocidae. Gene Ontology annotation, biological process: toll-like receptor signaling pathway; immune response; cellular response to diacyl bacterial lipopeptide. Gene Ontology annotation, cellular component: plasma membrane; Toll-like receptor 2-Toll-like receptor 6 protein complex. Gene Ontology annotation, molecular function: lipopeptide binding; transmembrane signaling receptor activity; Toll-like receptor 2 binding.
GUGCGUUCUGAAAGUUACUGUCUCUUUUCCUGGGAAAGAAACCCCCUGAUUCCACAUAUAAGUGAAAUCAUAGGGUAUUUGUCUUUGUCUGACUGGCUUCACUCAGCAUUACAGGUCCAUCCACGUUGUUGCAAAUGAAUUUGGACACAUAGCCAGAAGUUCUGAAGAACAGCAACAACCAUUUCGGGAAUAGCCAGUUCAACAUCAUGACCAAAGACAAAGACUCUAUCACAGGAAGCUUUCAUUUUGUGUACAUUGUGACCUUAAUAGUUGGAACCAUAAUCCAGUUCUCUGAUGAAAGUGAAUUUGCAGUAGACAUGUCAAAUAUGAAGCUUAUUCAUGUCCCAAAAGACCUGCCACCAAAAACCAAAAUCUUAGAUCUGUCUCAGAACAACAUAUCUGAGCUUCACAUCUCUGACAUGAGCUAUCUCUCAGGGCUAAAAGUUUUGAAACUUUCUCAUAAUAGAAUCUGGUGCCUUGAUUUUAGCAUUUUCAAGUUCAACCAGGAUUUGGAAUAUUUGGAUUUAUCUCACAAUCAGUUACAGAAUAUAUCCUGCCAUCUUAUCACAAGUCUCAAGCAUUUAGACCUCUCGUUCAAUGACUUUGAUGUCCUGCCCAUCUGCAAGGAGUUUGGCAACCUGACGCAACUACAUUUUUUAGGAUUAAGUGCUACAAAGUUACGACAACUAGAUCUGCUACCAAUUGCUCAUCUGCAUCUAAGUUAUAUCCUUCUGGAUUUAGAAGGUUAUUCUGCAAAAGAAACAGAAAGUCCUCAAAUUCUGAAUACAAAAACACUUCACCUUGUUUUCCAUCCAAAUCAGUUAUUCUCUGUCCAAGUGAACAUAUCAGUUAAUAGUUUAGAGUGCUUACAACUGACUAAUAUUAAAUUGAAUAACAACAACUGUGGAGUUUUAAUUAAAUUUUUAUCAGGACUCACUAGAGGUCCAACUUUACUGAAUUUUACUCUCAAACAUGUGAAAACAACUUGGAAAUGCCUGGUUAGAAUUUUUCAAUUUCUUUGGCCCAAACCUGUAGAAUAUCUCAAUAUUUAUAAUCUAACAGUAGUUGAAAGGAUUGAUAAAGAAGAUUUUCAUUAUUCUAAAACAGCACUGAAAGCAUUGAAGAUAGAACAUGUUAAAAAUGAAGUUUUUAUUUUUUCACAGACAGCGGUAUACACAAUUUUUUCUGAGAUGAACAUUAUGAUGUUAACCAUAUCAGAUACACCUUUUAUACACAUGCUUUGUCCUCCGCCAUCAAACAUAUUUAAGUUUUUGAACUUUACCCAGAAUGUUUUCACAGAUAGUGUUUUUCAAAAUUGUUCCCAACUAGUUAGAUUGGAAACACUUAUCUUACGAAAGAAUAAAUUAAAAGACCUUUACAAAGUAGGUCUCAUGACUAAGCAUAUGACAUCUUUGGAAAUAUUGGAUGUUAGUGGGAAUUCUUUGGAAUAUGAUAGACAUGAUGGAGAUUGCACUUGGGUUGGGAGUAUAGUGGUGUUAAAUUUGUCUUCAAAUAUACUUGCUGACUCUGUUUUCAGAUGUUUACCUCCUAAAGUGAAGGUACUUGAUCUUCACGAUAACAGAAUAAGGAGCAUUCCUAAACCAAUCAUGAAACUAGAAGCUUUACAAGAACUCAAUGUUGCUUCCAAUUCUUUAGCCCACCUUCCUGACUGUGAUACUUUUAGCAGUCUUUCUGUACUGAUUAUUGACUCUAAUUCAAUUUCCAACCCAUCAGCUGAUUUCUUCCAGAGCUGCCAGAAGAUUAGGUCCAUAAGAGCAGGGAACAAUCCAUUCCAAUGUACAUGUGAGCUAAGAGAAUUUGUCCAAAGUCUAGGCCAAGUAUCAAGUGAAGUGGUAGAGGGUUGGCCUGAUUCUUAUAAGUGUGGCUAUCCAGAAAACUAUAAGGGAACCCCACUGAAGGACUUUCACAUGUCUCAGUUAUCCUGCAACACAACUCUGCUGCUUGUUACCAUUGGGAUCACUGUGCUGGUGUUGACUCUUACUGUGACUGCUCUCUGUAUCUACUUUGAUCUGCCCUGGUAUCUCAGGAUGGUGUGUCAGUGGACCCAGACCCGGCGCAGGGCAAGGAACAUACCUUUAGAAGAACUCCAAAGAACCCUCCAGUUCCAUGCUUUUAUUUCAUACAGUGAACAUGAUUCUGCCUGGGUGAAGAAUGAACUGGUACCUUGCCUAGAAAAAGAAGAUAUAAGGAUUUGUCUCCAUGAGAGAAACUUUGUUCCUGGCAAGAGCAUUGUGGAAAAUAUCAUAAACUGCAUUGAGAGAAGUUACAAGUCCAUCUUUGUUUUGUCUCCCAACUUUGUCCAGAGUGAGUGGUGCCAUUAUGAACUCUACUUUGCCCACCACAAUCUCUUUCAUGAAGGAUCUAAUAACUUAAUCUUGAUCUUGCUGGAACCCAUUCCACAGAACUGCAUUCCCAGCAAGUAUCACAAGCUGAAGGCUCUUAUGACACAGCGGACUUACUUGGAAUGGCCCAAGGAGAAGAGCAAACAUGGACUUUUUUGGGCUAAUAUUAGAGCUGCUUUUAAUAUGAAGUUAGAAUUAAUUGCUGAAAACAAUGAUGCAGAAACUUAAAAAAAAAGUCAGGAAAUUCUAUUUAAGAAACCGUCAUUAACUUGGAUUCUGCUGAACAUGAUGGUUUUGAGUUGCUGUCUAGGUGGUGCCUUUAUUAGCUCUACACAUUCAGGGAAGACUUAAUGGAAACUAUAUUUCAACUAAGCUAGUGAGCAAGGCUGAAGGCUGAGGUGAUGCUCAAACUUGCCUAUUACAGGUACCUCAGUCCCUUCUGGUUCAACCAUUCUUUUUCAAAUGGAAACACUCUUGAGUACAUGCCCAUUCAAGGACAUUUGCUCUCCCUUAUCCUUUCCCAAAUGGAUUCUGUGUGAGCAGGAGAUUAUGGGACUUCAUGGCAGCAAGGAAAGGGUCAACCUCUGAAGUGUACUCAGUGGCCCUGGGAGUGUCUUAUGGAGCCUCACUGGCCUCUGGGUGAGCUUUGUCAUCCUGUUCAACUUCAGAGCUUGGGAAAGAAUUAGACCAGUUAUGAAAAAUAAAGAUUUUUUGUUCACAUCUGAGUAUAUUAUUAAAUUUAUGACCCUGCUACACAAAUAUGUAGUUAACCAGUGGGGACUUAUGACUUAAUAAUUUAUGUAUAUAAGGGAAAAUACAGUUGACUCCUGAACAACAUGGGUUUGAACUGCAUGGAUCCACUUGUACAUGGACUUUUUUACAGUGCAAUACUAUAAAUAUAUUUUCUCUUCCUUAUGAUUUUCUUACAGUUUUGGUUUUUUUCUAGUUUAUUUUUGAGAAUAUAAUACAUAAUACAUAUAACAUAAAAUAUGUGUUAAUUGACUGUUUAUGUUAUUGGUAAGGCUUCUGGUCAACUGGAGGCCGAUAGUAAUUAAGUUUUGGGGGUGUUAAAAGUUAUACACACAUUUUUGACUAAUUAAGUUUUGGGGGUGUUAAAUGUUACACACAGAUUUUUGACUUCACAGAGGGUCAGCAUUCCUAACACCCACAUUGUUCAAGGGUCAACUGUAUAGCCCUCAGUCACAGGCUAUUGAGGGCAAAGACAUGGAUUUAUUUGCUUACAAAGGAAACUCAGAGCCACAUUUAUUUAUAACUGGUUAUUGAAUAGGGCUUUUUCUGGUUGUCUUAGAAUUUUAGCAAAUGGCUGCUUUCUUGCUGUGUCCUCAGAUGGCCUUUCCUCUGUGUGCACACAUCCUGGUGUCUCUUCCUCUUCUAAGAAGGACACCAGUCAUAUUGGAUUAGGGUCCCACCCUUAUGACCUCAUUUAACCUUACUUACCUCUUCAAAGUCCCUUUCUCCAAAGAGAGUCACAUUCUAAGGUACUGGGGGUGAGGGCUUCAACAUGUGAAUUUUGGAGGGGGCACAAUUCAGUCCAUAACAGAUGACUAUGCAGAUAAAUUAAAAAUGUUGUGAGAGAGACUGUAGUUGUCACCAAUAUCCCUUCACCCUUUAUUUAAUUAAUGUGUGAGUUUUUUUCAGAGCAGCUGACAACCCAGCUAGAGAGUACAUUUCCCAACCUCCCUUGCAGCUUCACGUGGACACGUGACUGAAUUAUGGGUGCGGGAUGUAGCUGGAAACUGUGUGCCACUCUGGGUCCUAUCUCUAAGAAAAUUGCCCCUUCUACCCUUCUACUGGACAGGAGAUACGAACUAGAGGAUCCAUCCAGAACCUGGAGAUGAAAGCCACAUAUGGAGGGCAUGCUCCUCAGUGUACCACUUUUGUGCUUUUUAGGCCAGCCUCUCACCCAGCCCUGGAGUGCUCACCUCUUUAUGUGAGGCAGAAGUAAACCUGCACCUUGUUUAAACUAAAUAUGUUCUGGAUCUUUCAACAAAGCAUCCUCAUCUGCACCCUCAUGGAUACAGUCAUUAAUGCCUCACAGGCCGUGGUACAGCCUUUGACCUUUUCCUCCCUGUGUAUACCUAUUAUGAGAGGAGAGUGUGUUUAGUCCAUUCUGCAACCCCUGCCAUCCUGACUAAGCCACCAAUACCUGUCACUUGGACAACCUCUGGCCUCCUAACUGUCCUCCUUGCUUUUACUCUUUCCUCACAUAUUCUCCAAACAGCAAUUGGAGGGAUUGUUUUUAUACUGUAAGUUAUAUCAAGCUAUUCCCCUGCUUUAAACCUUCUAAUGACCUCCCCUUACAGUUAGAACAAAAGCCAAGCCCCUCAUGACCUGUCAUCAUGGUCUGCCUUCCUCCCACUCUGAACUUACCUGUGCAUCUUUUUCCUGUCUCCCCUUGUCUGCCACACUCCAGCUACAGCUGCCUCUGGCUCUUCCCCAAUGUGCCACAUGGAUUCCCGCCUCUGUCCCCUCUGCACCUGGCACUUGCUACUCUAGAGCAAAAAUAAUCUAGAGAUUAUUCUUUCCUCAGAACAUGCCUAGCUUGUUCUUGCCAUUUGUGUCUCAACUUAAAUGUCACCUCUUCAGAGAGACCUCCUGGAAUUCCCAACCCAAGGAAACAUUCUUCCCAGUCACUCUGGCACCCUGCUCCCUUUGGUUUUCUUUACAGCACACAUCACUCUCUAAAUUAUCUUGUUACUUGUUUUCUGUUUCUGUCCACUAAAAUAUAAGCUCCAGGAGAAAAAGAACCAUCUGCCUCUUGUUUUCUGCUCAUCCCCAGUGCUAAGAACAGUGUGGUCCACUGUAGAUCUUUAGUACAACUUGUUGGGUGAAUGAAUAACUCUGAAUGGCCACAAGCAUAAAAUGGCUUUGAAAUCCUCAUUUUUAUCUUAAAACCCCAUGCAAAUAGAGUGUCCCCUUCCUUUAUAUUUGUUCAGUGCAUUUUACAUGCUCCAAAUCCAUUGCCACAAUUUGAGAAGUUUGUCUUAAUACGUUUCUCAUUGUUAGCACCAUAAAAAGAAUAAAAAUUAAGUACCUCAAUAAGGUGACAGGUUAGAAGGAAUGGGCCAUGGCAAGGAUGAUUAGGGAGUGCUGCUGGCUUGAAAAGUGUUGGGCAAGGCUGGGGCAGCAUAAAGGCCCUGAGGCUUUGGCUGGGGAGACCCUUCAAAGGGAGGCUACAUUGGGCACAAAGUUGGAAUUGAAAGGGAGCUGUGAGCAAAGAAAGCAUCUACCUGGCAGCCUUGCUGGAUGUGUUGGUUUUCUAGGGCCACCAGAAUCAAUUACCACAAACUGGGUAGGUUAAAACUCCAGAAAUGGAUUCUCUUAUAGUUUCAGAGACCAGAAGUCAAAAUCACAGGAACUUUUUUUUUUUUAAAGAUUUAUUUAUUUAUUUUGAGAGAGAUUGAGAGAGAGAGAGAGAGAGCAUGCAGGGGGAGGGGCAGAGGCAGAGGAAACAAGAGAAUCCCAAGCAGACUCCCCGCUGAGCGUGGAGCCCCAUGUGGGGCUCAAUCCUACCACCCUGAGAUCAUGACCUGAGUUGAAACCAAGAGUCAGAUGCUUAAUUGACUGAGCCACCCAGGCACCCCCAGCCACAGGGACUUUCUAGAGGUUUUUAAUUAUAGUUAGUUUAUGAGAAAUCUCAAGAGAGCCACAUGUAAAUAUGUAGUUUUUACUUUUCCCCAUUCAGUCAACUGGAUUCUGAAACUCUCCCCUUCUCACCCCUUAGUGAUGAGCAGACCUCAUAGCUCUCUGGUCCUUUUGAGGUAUUAAUAUCACAACUUAGUUUUAAAAUUUUAAUCUCCGUCUCCAUCUAAAGCUCAUCUCCUUUCUCCAUAUCCUAGGCGGAGCUUAUAGCUCAAUCUUGGCAUAUAUAUGGGAGGUGGACAUGGUCUGAGAUACAUACUUCCUGCCACUCCCUCUUAAAAGACCUGAUGUAGGGACCAGGGGUAAGGGGUAGGAAGGCAGAUAUCCUUUUCUAUAAUUGUGUUGGUUAAGGUAUGGAAUGAGGAGACCUCAAACACAGGCGCUUAAAUAAGAUAGAAUUUUCUUUCUUUCUUAAAUGUAAGUCAAAUAUAGUCAGGAGGUCUAGGGUAAGUAGCAGUGUCUACUCCACAAAGUCAUUCAAAAGCUCAGACUGGCCAGUUAGCUCUGUUUCCCAUGAGGGUGAGGUAAUGGUGGGAAUGGCUAGUGCCUGGCUCAACUGCUUUUUAGAAUGCCCUUAGUAAGGUGCUUGGCCCCAGCUGUUGGCAGCUCUCUUAAGAACAUGCCGUAUAUAACACUUUCUUGUUUUCAGUUUUGGAUCCAAGUCAUUGGGAAAAUUCCAGUCAACACCGUAUUAUGUAAUGAGUAGGACCAACAGAUGGGAAGGGAAAUUGAAAUUGUUGGUGGGCUACUGAAUUACAUAGCAGAUGAGCAACUUAAAAUUCUAUCCUAAAUUUAGAUUAAAUAGUCAUAAAAAAAGGUGUAUCAUUCAUGGUAGUAGAAGAAAAAGCAGAGAAUAAUGGCAUAGAUUUAUGUCCAUUGGUGAAGAAAGUCCACUUCAUGGAAUAUAUUCUUUUUUUUUUUUUAAAGAUUUAGUUACUUAUUUGAGAGAGAGACAGAGACAGAGAGAGAGCACGUGAAUGCAUGCACAAGUAGGGGGAGGGACAGAAGGAGGGGAAGAGAGUUUCAAGCAGACUCCCAGCUGAGCAUGGAGCCCAACAUAGGGCUCAAUCCCACAACCCUGAGAUCAUGAACUGAGCUGAAAUGAAGAGUUGGAUGCUUAACCAACUGAACCACCCCGGCACCCCCAUGGAAUGUAUCUUAAAGAAAUAAUUGUUCAAACAUAUCUUAAGGAAAUGUAUGAACAUGCUGUUUAUUGCAGGUUGUUUAUAAUAGCAAAAAUUGAAAAUAACUGAAAUGCCCAACAACAGAUUCGUUAAAUACAUUGUUAAUUAAAAUAUACAUUGUAAAUAAGAUAGAAUAUUAUUUAGCCAAUAGUAAAAUUGUAGAUGAUGAGAAGAAUAAAGGCAAAAAAAAAAAAAAAAAUGUAGGUCAAAUUGCAUUUCCUUACAACUUGCAGCCCAUUGACAAAUACUUGAGACAGGCAGAGUAUGACAUUCCUCAAGGAACUCACAACUGUCUUAGUGUUAAUGCUUUGCCACAAGCAAAACAGAGCCUCAGCCUGACAAUAGCCAGAUCUCCAGGAUCCUACUAUGUCUUCUUUAACAUAUGAAAAUCCUUUUGGGAACUUCCUUUGUCUUUACCCCCCAACUUAAAAGUAUAUAAUCAAUCCUUCCUCACAAUCCCAGUGCAGCCCUUCCUGCCCACAGGUCCUGUCCCUGUGCUUUAAUAAAAACACCAUUUUGCACCAAAAACAUCUCAAGAAUGCUUCUUGGCCAUUUGCUGCUGGGCCAAAGCACAUCAUUUUGGUGCCCACUGUGGGGCCUGAGUCUUCUCAUCUGGACUCCAAGCCUUGGUGCACAUUUGGUGAGGACUUCUGCUUCUCUUCCUUCACUUUCAUUUCAGGAGCUUUUUAAGGAGUACAGUCUUAUUGGAACACUUUUACAUUGAUUGCUUAGGCUGCAGUCCUCUAGCCUGUGGCUACUCUACGGGAAGGAACAAAAGCCUGCCUUUCACCUGGCAGCUAGUCCUCUGGCUAGAAUGGGAAUAAGACCCAGAAACUUGAGGCCCUCUCUUUAUUCUUAUUAUUAUACAAAGUUGUCUUUCUUGGGCAUGGAUAGCCACCUAAGUCACUAGGAUGGCUGCCAACCUUAAAACUCCCGUAUGUUGUUUCCUCCUCACCUGUCUAAUAGGAUACCCUCCACAUCUCUGGUCUAGCCACUCUGGCUACAAGACCUCCACUAGGAGCCGGCCAAAACCUGUACCAGAUUGAAUUAAAACCCAACCAGGGACCUUUUCCUAGGGAAGUCAGCUGGAAAGACUACAUGUGUUGGAAUGUCGCUUAGACCAUGACAGAUUUCUAUCUUAACUGUUUUUCCUCAAUGUCCCCUCCUAACUACUUACAUCACAAUGUUGGGUAAUUUCCCCUUGUAAAGUUUUUCUAGUGAUUUCCAUGGGUUAAAAUGGUAGGUUUUUCUUCAGUCCAUUCACUGGCACCCAUUUGUAGCCUAGGAUGCAAUGGAGAAGUGUGGGGAAGGCCAGCAUCUUUCCUACAAGACAAGGCAGUGUUCAUAGCGAUUUCAUUCAAGAGAUGCUUCCAGUCAUUUUGAUACUAGGAACCUCUGACAUAUCCUGCAUGGGACACAACCUGGGAGUCUGGGGGGAUUUUCUUGGUAAUGGUCCUUCCCUAACACUGCAUGGCUCUAGUACUCCUUAGGAGAUAAGGAAAAAUGGUCCAUUAAUGGGACAUUAAACUUGAAUAUGAUCUAUCGUUUAGAUCUCUUCUGCAGGAAAGAGGGCAAAUGAACUGAGGUACCUAUGUGCAGGCCUGCAUGACCCUAAAUCAGGACCCUGACCUAAGGGCCUCUUGCAGAAUGUGUUUGGCCACUAACCAGGAUAAGUCCCCUCCCAAUACAUUGGAUGAUGAUAGUCUAAACAGGCCUCCCUCCUCCUAAUAAACCCAAGUUGCUGGAGGAAUCACAGGUGAUCCCUAACAAAGCAGACACUGACUCUCUCACUGUUCCUCCUCCUAAUAGACCCAGGUUAUCUUUUUUUUUUUUAAAGAUUUUAUUUAUUUAUUUGAGAUAGAGAGUGAGAGAGAGAGAGAGAGCACGAGAGGGGGGAGCGGGAGAGGGAGAAGCAAACUCCCUGCUGAGCAGGGAGCCCGACGUGGGACUCGAUCCCGGGACUCCAGGAUCAUGACCUGAGCCGAAGGCAGUCGCUUAACCAACUGAGCCACCUAGGUGCCCCUCAGGUUACUCUUCUAUGUGGGGGCUUCUCCCUCAUUCAUUUCCUGGGUAAAAGGCUAUGAUAAUUGGAGCCAAUUGUCUCUGGCUAGUCUACCUUGGGACAGGGACUUUGAGGAAUAUUCCCAAGCAGCUGCCAAACUCCUUUUGUUUCAGGGAAGUCUCCUAUCUUCUCUGGCCCAAUGUGGACUGCCUAUUUUCACUUGUUGGUGGAAAGAAAACAUGUCUUUUCAUCUGUCCCAGCUGAUGAGCUUUAGGACCAGGAGUCCACUUUGUCUGCCCUUUGGGCUUUUAUCCACCUCCAGCCUUGCUGGCAGCACCUCACCUCUUCUGCCUUCCCCUCCCUCUCCUAUUUCUGCACCAGCCUGGGUGUGACUUGCAUAACUGGUUCCUACACUAUCCUGGGUGCCUCCAACACCAUUGGCUCCUCCUCCUACCCUUGCCAUCAAGGAGUGCACCCCCCUGGACCUACAUCACCCACUUCAGAUUACCCCACUGGUGCCCCAGGUAAAAAUUGACAAUGGGGAGCAAAUUGAUUGAAUUUUAAGUGGAUUGACUUUAAAGGUGGGACAUAUUCGGUAUUUAAAUUAAGUUUGUUAACUUUAAUGAAGACAGAUCUAUCUUUAGAGUUAUCAGCAUUAAAUAUAAAAAUUUAUUCUACUCAGGUUUACUAAAGUCAAAUAAGCUCCUGUUAUCUCUGUUAUAAUUUGUCAGCAAAAAGAUGACUUAAAAUGAUGCUUAAUUUUUGUCUGUCUCAAGUUUUCAUGGGUAAUUGUUAAGACAGCUUUCAAAGUCUUUGGUAACCUUGAAACUUUAAAGUUUUGCUUGGAUGGUAAAUUGGAUUGAAUUUGUUGGACAUUUAAGUCUUUUCCAAAUAAGAUAAAACACUAAAGCAUUGAUUACAGAAUGUAGGUUUGUGUUUUUGGCUUCUUAUUGCAGAAAAGCUGAGGGUACUUGGGUCUGUUGGUAAACAUGCUUUGUGCUUUAUUAAAAUUGUACUAGGGAAAAACAUGUUUUUAAAAAAUUAUGAAAUCUACUCAUAAAUUUCAGAUCUAAAGACUUCUGGUAUAACAGACAGUUCACAAUUGGUUACUACUUAAUUUUCCCUGGACACUAAGGUUUCUAAGAUUCUGCUAAAUGUAAUUAAGCCUGAUGGAAAUAAGGAAAGCAACUCUGUAUGUAGGAAAGUAGGAGAUAUAUGGGAAAGAUAUAAGGAAUGGGAAUACAUUUUAUUGAUAUGAACGUAAUUUCAUCCUAAAAUGAGACUGGUUGUUUGGACAGAAAGGCUUAGGACAAAAUCCGAAUGAAAAAGAAAGUUGUAGAAGGUUUAUGAAGGGAAAUCUUUGGAAAGGAAUUUUAUGUGUGGUCAGGACUGAGGUUGAAAUGGAUAGAUUUUAAAAGUACACGGGUAUACUGGGGAGCCUGGGUGGCUCAGUCAGUUAAGUGUCCAACUCUUGAUUUCAGCUCUGGUCAUGAUCUUGGGGUUGUGGGAUUGAGCCCUGUGUCAGGCUCUGCACUCAGCACAGAAUCUGCUGGAGAUUCUCUUUCUCCCUCUGCCCCUACCACUGCUCCUGGGCAUGCUCUCCCAAUAAACAAACAAACAAACAAACAAACAAAUCCUUUAAAAAAAGUACACUGGUAUAAAAUUGACUCUCUGUUAAAAAGAUAAGGUUUUCUCGGAUUGCUGGUCUGCUCUUGAUAAGAAAAUAUAAA